Messenger RNA from Ictalurus punctatus (channel catfish), 967 nucleotides. RefSeq lists its product as uncharacterized. Lineage: Eukaryota; Metazoa; Chordata; Actinopteri; Siluriformes; Ictaluridae. The record is from RefSeq and is a predicted model, not a curated record. The transcript has 3 exons. The coding region runs from base 7 to 657 and encodes 216 amino acids.
GAAAGUAUGCAUGACAUACUCGGUAAUCGACCUUUGUCCAACAUUUCCGAGAGUGGAGUGGACAUUGGGUUUGACGAGGACGAGGAUGCACCGGAACACCCGAAUUCAGUGGACGAGAGUGUCGUUGGGGAUGAAGUGAGUUCUCUAGCUCGCCAGGAGGAAAUGAACGAGUAUGCAGAUGAAGAUACCUCAUCAUCAGGUGAUACGUCUGAUACUCAAGAAGAAAGCUUUUCAGCCACAGCACCAGAUGUCGACCCACCCAGGAUACAAGGUUACUCUCAAACAAAGAAGAAAGCGAGAGGCACUGUGAUCUCUCAGCAUCAGCAGUUAAUCAUGCAGAUGAUGAGGCAACAAAAUGAAUGGUUUCAAAACCAAAUCCAGCAAUCCGAGCAAAAAGAGGAGAGACUCCUUAGUGCUUUAAUUGAGAGCAAUGUCCGUUCCACCAAGCGCCUGAUAUCAGUACUUGAGGGAUUCCAAAGCACCCAGCCACAGCCAAUGUUUGCACCUCCUUCGCUGCACCCCCAACACUUUCAAUAUUGUUAUCACACACAGCCAUCUAACUCUCCCAUGCAUGGUUCUACUGUGUCAAAUACAGCCACUGCUGAACAUGGGUCAGAAGAAGCAAAUAACAAUGCUCAAUCGUACACUCACCUGUGAGCAGCCUGCCAUUAGGUUAGCAGACAACCUGCUUAUGUAAAAUAGUUUGUGAAUGCCUGUAUUGGCUUGAGUUUAGAUAUGUUUGCCUACCUCAUAUUUGCCUGUGUUACAGGAAAGAAUGUGCCUUGUCUUUUGUUAUAUAAAAUUGCUUAGUAAGUGAAACUUACACCCUGGAUGAGGUUGAAAUGUUUUUUUUAUUUAAACCUCUAUUUUUUGUAAAGUAAUAUUUAACAUAAGUGAGCAGAACUUGAAGAGGUCCCUUUUUCAUUGUCCUUUUUGUUGUCCUUUUUUACACUUCAAACCUGUAUGC